AGGACACUGAGUGGCAGGCCAGUGGAGGGAUUGGUAGAGGGGGGUGGAGGACACUGAGUGGAGGCCAGUGGAGGGAUUGGUAGAGAGGGAUGGAGGACACUGAGUGGAGGCCAGUGGAGGGAUUGGCAGAGAGGGAUGGAGGACACUGAGAGGGAUUGGUAGAGAGAGUGGUGGAGGACACUGGAGGCCAGUGGAGGGAUUGGUAGAGAGAGUGGUGGAGGACACUGAAUGGAGGCCUGUGGAGGGAUUGGUAGAGAGUUGUGGAGGACACUGAUUGGAGAGGCAGUGGAGGGAUUGGCAGAGAGGGGUGGAGGACACUGUUUGGAGAGGCCAUGGAGGGAUUGGCAGAGGGGGGUGGAGGACACUGAAUGGAGACCAGUGGGGGAUUGGCAGAGAGGGGUGGAGGACACUGAAUGGAGACCAGUGGAGGGAUUGGCAGAGAGGGGUGGAGGACACUGAAUGGAGACCAGUGGAGGGAUUGGCAGAGAGGGGUGGAGGACACUGAAUGGAGACCAGUGGAGGGAUUGGCAGAGAGGGGUGGAGGACACUGAAUGGAGACCAGUGG
Staurois parvus is the source of this 565-nucleotide messenger RNA. The record is from the annotation of a GenBank genome assembly. Lineage: Eukaryota; Metazoa; Chordata; Amphibia; Anura; Ranidae.